AUGGCUUCUCAAGCAGCGCUCAACUCUGCGUGCACUGGCUGCAGCAACAGUAGCAGCAGCAUCGACAGCAGCAGCAGCAGCAGCAGCAGCAGCAGCAACAGCAGCAGCAGCAACAACGGCAGCAACAGCAGCACGAAGAGGUGUGGGGGCCACUGGCACUUCAGGUCUGCAAUAAGAGGUCUUCGAUGGAUGUACGACCGGCUGAGCUCUCCCCUGCUGCUGCAGCUGUUGCUGCUGCUGCUGCUGCUGCUGCUGCUGGUGCAGGAGCAGCAGCUGCGGCUCCUUUACCUCCACGGCAGCAGCGCCAUCGACGCCCUCAACUCCUGCGGUGUCCAUACACCUCACACUGCGAGUCAGAAUCUGUGGGGUUCCUCUCAGCGCUGCGAAGCAGCUGCUGCAGUUCGGAGCAGCAGACAUCCUGCUGCUGCUGCUGCUGCUGCUUCCGGAGCUACAACGAAGAAGAACUGGUCACAGCUGCUGCUGCUGCUGCUGCCCGAUCUGGCUUUGGUGCCUGAAAACCCACUGCACCGGAAGCAGCAGCAGCAGCACGACCAGCAGCAGCCGCAGCAUGAUCAGCAGCAGCAGCAGCAGCAACCACAGCGGCAUCAGCCCCAAAAACUGCAGCAGCAAGAGCAGCAGCGCCACUCAGCUACGCUUUUGCCAUAUGAGCAGCAGCAACAGCAACAGCAGCAGCAGCAGCAGCAGCAGCAGCAAAUCGAGGACAGCCCCACCGAGUGCUCCAUUUCCGAGGGCAGCAUCGCUCUCUGUUGCUCCCUCGAUGGGAAGCAGCAACAGCAGCAGCAGCCGCAGCGGGCUCAGAUGAAGCGGCAGCAGCAGCAAGAGUCCAAGCAGCAGCAGCAGCAGCAGCAACAACAACAGCAGCAGCAGCAGCAACAGGAGCGCAGGGCUCUCCGUCGUCGGCACUUCCGCCGCGAGCUGCUGCUGCGGUCUUCUCCUAUAACUGUGUCUCCUGUGUCUCCUGAGUGCAGCAGCAGCAGCACUCAAAGUCCCUUUUCGGUGGAGCAGCAGCAGCAGCAGCGACUAGGCAAGCAGCAGCAAACAGAAAACCAUCUGCAGCACGAACCGCCCCAAGAAAGUCCCCCGCAGCAGCAGCAGCAGCAGCGGCAGCAGCAGCUGCAGCAGGGCUGCAGCGACUGCCAACAAACUGGCAGCUGCUGCUGCCCCAAAUGCCUCGCCCAAAGGCAGGCAGCUGCUGCUGCUGCUGCUGCUGCUGCUGCUGCUGCUCAGGGGACAGAAGCUGUGAUUGGGAAGCUGAUUAAGCGGAAGAGCAGCAGCAACCUGCUGCUGCCAGAGUGCAGCAGCAGCAGCAGCAACUGCAGCAGCAGCAGCUUCCCGAACGGUGGCACUGCUGACACCGCAGCGCGCUGCCCGUCUGCCUUCGUCCCUUUUGCUGCAGGGCAGUGCUGCUCUUCUGCUGAAGCAGCAGCAGCAGCAGCAGCAGCAGCAGCAGCAGCAACACCACCAGCAGCUCCAUCCUCAGGGGGCUUCAGAAGAAGGGCCCGUUACUUUUAUAUUGGAGACUCAAAGGACUCUUCAGACGUCGAAUGGAGCAGCAGCAGCAGCAGCAGGAACAGCAGCAGCAGCAGCAACCGGCAACGGUACAGCGAGAGCAGCAGCGACAAUGACACCAGCAGCAGCAGGAACAGCAGCAACAGCAGCCGCAGCAGCACCAGCAGCAACGGCAGCAACAGCAGCAACAACAGCCGCAGCAUUUCGCGCUGCAGGACUCCACAGGGUGGCAGCCAGCAGCCUGCAGCAAACCAUUCUGCUGGCAGCAGCGCAGCAGCCUCCCAGCAGCAGCAGCAGCAGCAGCAGCGGCAACAGCAGCAGCAGCUGCUGCAUCAACAUGACACGAUGGAUUUGCUGCAGCGGCAGCUGCAGCAGCAACGGAAACAGCUGCUGCUGCGGCUGCAGAAGCAAGCUCGGAGGCUGGGAGAGCAGCGGCCCUUUGCGCCGCAGCAGCUGCAGCGAGGGCCGCAGCAGCAACAGCUGCAGCAGCAGCAGCAGAAGCAACAAGAGCAGUGGCAGCAGCAGCAACAGCAGCAAUUGCUGCUGGAGCAGCAAGAGCAAAAAAAACAGCUAGAGAAGCAGCAGCAGCAGCAGCAGCAGGCAGAGACCGAAGAACAGCAAGCGCUGCAGCAGCAGCAAGAACAAAAACAACAACAGAAACAGAAGCAGCAGCAGCAGCAGCAGCAGCAGCCGCUGCAGCAGCCGCUGCAGCAGCCGCAGCCGCAGCAGCAAAUAGAGCAGCAAAUGUUGCAGGGUGAAGAAGCAGAAAGAAAGCGCGAGACAGAAAGGCUUAAGGCGCUGGUGCUGCAGCACAAAAAGAAGGAGCUCAGCUCCUAA
Molecule: messenger RNA, 2367 nt
Organism: Eimeria necatrix
Lineage: Eukaryota; Apicomplexa; Conoidasida; Eucoccidiorida; Eimeriidae
Exons: 1
Coding region: 1-2367 (788 amino acids)
Source: RefSeq, a predicted model, not a curated record